UAAAAAACAGGUCAAACAUCGUGCAGAUAUUCGAGAAAUUGCGUACGGGAGAUUACACCCUGCUGAUGAGAAGUCGCAUACGUACAAUUAUGACAGGAGAAGGACUUUAUCGGCAACCUUUUCAUGUGCACGAGAAAAGCCGUACACGAGGCGAAAGAAGAAUCGACGCACUUAUGAGAUCCACUCAGAGGAAAAUAGCAGAUGCCCUGCAGCCCCGCCGGAGAAUCCUGCCUUGGCUGGCAUUAAACGAGGUAUUCAUGGCCGAAUUUUUUGCGUCGAGACCGAUCAUCCUGACAAUCCAGGCCGACGACGAAGAGACCAUUACGACCCGGUCAUCGGGUAUCUGCGUUUGCACGGGCUCAGGCUCUCAUUCCUGGUUCAGAACGAUGAAUUUACAGUCCACCGAAACCGUUCAAAUGCUUGCCGCUAUGGCAACUGGCAAGCAAUUCGAUGGGACAAAGACUGACGAACUGUUGCUCAAGUAUCACAAUAACCUUCUCUUUCCCCCAGAAGCUUUAAAAAUGGCAUAUAUGAUAUAUGAGAUGUAUCGCAGCUCGCGCUGCUCAAAGUCCAUUCCAGAAAGGCAAAUGUGCAAUAAGGUCAAGAUUAAAUCGAAAGGUUUCGACGCCGGUCUUGUUCUCGAUGGAUGUGUGUCUUUACCCUUCAACGACGGCAGCACUGCAACUUUCGAGAUUCAACCUGAAUUUUCAUUGAAAAAU
Messenger RNA from Formica exsecta, 719 nucleotides. Its product is annotated as NAD kinase 2, mitochondrial-like. The transcript is spliced from 4 exons. The annotation marks the transcript as partial. NCBI's taxonomy places the organism in Eukaryota, Metazoa, Arthropoda, Insecta, Hymenoptera, Formicidae. Gene Ontology annotation, biological process: NAD+ metabolic process. Gene Ontology annotation, molecular function: NAD+ kinase activity. The record is from RefSeq and is a predicted model, not a curated record. Gene Ontology annotation, cellular component: mitochondrion.